This is a messenger RNA of Cotesia congregata, 510 nucleotides long. The record is from the annotation of a GenBank genome assembly. Lineage: Eukaryota; Metazoa; Arthropoda; Insecta; Hymenoptera; Braconidae.
AUGUUAAUUCAUUUUUGCAACUCAGUAAAGUCUCUUUACUUAUCGCGUUGCUUUUGUAGUACCACGAUAUUAUUCAGUAAUAAGUAUAAAGAUUUUUGGAAGGAGGAACUUUCUUUAAAUAUUUUCAACAUGCCUAAAAAAUCAAGAGAGUAUGUUUCAAGCGACGAAAGUGAAUCUGGAAGUCAUUCCGAGGAAGAGAAACCAAAAAAGAAGCCAAAGCGCGAAGAAAAAAAGUCCAAAAAGGAAGAGAAAGAGGACAAGCCUGCUAAAAAAGCAUCUUCCAGCAAGGUCGACGACGAGGAGCCAACCUGGAGCAUUGGUAACAAGAGACAGGUCACUGUACGUACAUUCAAGGGAAAAUUGUACAUUGACAUUCGUGAGAUGUAUUUAGAUGCCAACAGCGGUGAUCUUAAGCCUGGUCGCAAAGGAAUUUCUUUGACUCCUGAGAACUACAACAAGCUGAAAGAUAUAUUAGAAGAGGUUGAUGAAGCAGUUGCUCGCAAAGCAUAA